Molecule: messenger RNA, 719 nt
Organism: Lactuca sativa (garden lettuce)
Lineage: Eukaryota; Viridiplantae; Streptophyta; Magnoliopsida; Asterales; Asteraceae
Source: RefSeq, a predicted model, not a curated record
CAAUAUCGUAAUUAAUAACCCAGACCUGUCCCUUUAACAAACCAGUGUAAGUGCAAUAUUAGUUUAUUAUAAAAAGAGGAUGACGAAGAUAAUUCUGUGUUCAAUUGUCGUCAUUCGUGAAGUCUCUCCUGCAGCACCGUUCAAUUUGGAAUCGACAAACAUUGAAGAUCGAUCCUUCUGUUCUGAGCGUAAUCGUAGAGCUGAUUGCAUGGAUAACCUCAAGGAAGAGAAAGAUGCGCCAUGGUUAUCAGUGCCACAAUUUGGGGAUUGGGACCAGAAGGGACCAUUACCAGACUACUCUUUGGAUUUCUCAAAAAUCAGAGAGAAGAGGAAACAAAACAAGAGAGAGAUAUCAAGAACUAGCAUUGGUAAUGAAGAAGACUUCAUCUCCUCCAAUAAAGUCAAACAAGAUACACCACAGCCAAGUGCUCCCCUUAAGCAGUACAACGAGGACCCCCACUCUCCAAAUGUGCAGAAAAGACGAAGCGGAUUAUAUUGCUUCAGUUGCUGCAUGAAGGCAUGAUAUGUUUCAUUUCAUGGAGAGGAGAGAGAUUUUUAAUCUUCAAAAUUCUCGGUAUAUGUUUCUUUGUUUGCCUUGUUUUUGUUGAUAUACAUGUGAUUUAUGAUGAUGAUGAUUGCUGUGUGGGAUUUCUUCUUUAAAAUUUGCAUAAUGUAUAUAUGAUUAGAAUGAAUGGUACAAUGGAUUUGACUUUUGCUAA